AGGGGAAUGGAAAAACAAAGUAGACACAACAAACAACGUUUUUAAAAUUCGAAACGGGAAAACAUUCGGAAAUUGGUCGUCGUUCGUGACAGUUGAUAAAAUUUGUAUCAACUCGGAUCCUGGGGGCUUAAAUUAAAGGGAGCAAAGUCAAGUGGAAUUUAAUUGCAAAAUUUGUGAGUGAUUGUGAAAGGUGAAUCAGCUGCGGGACAACAAAUUAUUAAGAUUCUGGAACCUUCUCGUUGGUUUUUGUUUCUCCUAAAACGCAAACUGACCCCGAGCCGAGCUUCAUCAACGACCUCGAACAAAGAACAAAGAAAGCGCGACUGCAAUUGCCAUUGUCAUAUUGCCAUAGCCAUAUAGCCACACAUCCAUAUAUAACUGGCUCUAACCAGUGGCAACCAACAAAUUCACAUUUGGUCAAAACCAGUUGCUGCAGCUGCCUAACGUCGCAUUUCCGCCAGAAAGGCAGACAACAAAGAGUUGGCAACAAACAUGGAUGCCCAGGAGAACAGGAACGGACAGUCCGGUGCCGGCCAGGAUGACCUGGAGGAGCGACGAAUCCGGACGGACAGCGAGAGCUCCGUGGACAGCAUGACCCGCUUCGUGCUGCCCAGCCUGGAUGGCACUCCGCCGAAGAUCGUCACCAUGGACGAGGUGUCCAGCAUGUUCAAGAACCUGCGGAACAUGGAGCUGGCCCAUGAGAUAGCCCUCAAUCCGGACUUCAAGCUGCAGACGUACGAACCGCCAUCGGAUAGUUUGGAAGGAUCCAUCAAGAAGAUUAUGCACAAGGCUUUCUGGGAUUUGCUGCGUCAACAAUUGGAACGCCAGCCGCCCUCUUAUGACCAGGCCAUCCGAUUGCUGGCCGAGAUCAAGGAGAUGUUUCCCCAGAUGCUAUCGCCCAACAAUGAGCGUGCCCUGGCCCACAUCAACGAGGUGCUGGAUGCUGCCGUUAUCCGCCAGCAGGCGGAGCGGGGAACCAUUGACUUUCGGUCGUAUGCCAAUUUUGUGAUCAAAAUCCUGUCGCGAUCCUGUUCGCCGGCCAGGGACGAUGCGGUUGCCGCUCUCCUAGAGAUCGACGACGUGGUGGACACGUUCCGGGGAAUCCUUGAGGUGAUGACCCUGAUGAAGCUAGACAUGGCCAACUUUAUGCUGGCCCUGGCGCGCACCGAAAUCGCCGCCAAUUCGGUGCAGUACGAGAAGGAGAAGUUUAGCAAGUACCUGCGCGAGUUCCAUGGAAAUGCUGGUUUUCCGGCCACUGAGGACUGGCUGCAGCGUCAUCGUUCCGGCAGCAACGUGGAUGAGACCAUUUACAAUGCCUACAUGCAGCUGAUUGACUAUCCGGCGGACAAAGAGUUUCCGGAACUGUUGCGCAUCGACAAGGAGCGCUUUGCCGGCCUGAGUUGGCGUGCCCAACGCUUGAUCCUGUGCGCCUCGCUCAUCUCCAUUGCCCAGAGCACGCCCAUCAUUUCGCAGCGUCGCGAGAAUCGCAUCAAGCUGUCCCAGCAGCUGGACAUCAUUGUGCAGGAUGUCAAGAACCGGGACCAAGUAGCCACUGCCAUUGAAAGCUGCUACGAGCAAAUACGCUCUUUUGUGAACAAGGCUCUGGAGCAGGAGAAUAUGCCGCCGAUGAGCGAUGCUGACCAGGCGGCGCUCAAGAGCCAGGUGCUCAAAUUGGCCAACAAGGCUUCGCCAGUGCCCAGUUUGAUGGCCAAGCGAUUGGAUGGCUAUGUCCGCGUGACCCUGCGCUCCAAUGGCAGCAUUCCGCCGCCGCCUGCGGGUUUCGUGGACUUCCAGGAGGAACUGGUUGCAUUUAUCGCCUCAUUUCGGCGUCUUGUGUCCUACAAUCAUGCCGUUUUCGGGGAGCACUUCCACCAGAUCCUCAACAAGACCAUGUCCGAGGAGUCGCAGGCGAAUGAGGAGGCAAUACGCGCGGGAAGUGGAAUGACCGCUGGCCAGGCUCAGACUGCCAAGCCUUAGGCAGCGAGAAGAUGAUGAUUUGCCUCUUAGGCAACACACAAUAUUAGCUAGCAUACAACACUCAGAUACACCUGGAAACGAGGGAAGGAUGAUGGAGGGGAUCUAAUGUUGAAGCAACUACCGGAGUGGCAGAGUGGCAGUGUGGAGAGCAUCUCCGUGGAACAGGAAGCGAGCAGGAUUCUACGUUUCUCCCAAUUUCGCUGAUGUUUUUUCAUGUGACACUCGCGUAGAAAUUUUGACGUGCACACCCGUAACCACCAAGAAGAGCCCAAAAGUCCGAAUGCCAGUCAUCACACACACACACACAUCCCACCUGGGGAACAAAAGAGGGAUUUCAUUUGCGGCGGCCAAACAAAAAAGGAAGGACGACUGUGCUAGGGCAUCUGUGAUAACCAAGAACAUUGAAGUUAUAGACAAAAUCCUUUUGUGGGGCUUUCCAUAGCGGACUCUAUUGUGUGUGCUCCUCAUUUAACUUUGAUCGGCUGCAGAUCUGCUGCGGCUAUCGACCAAUCAUAUUUUAAGCCCUCUACAUGAAUACUAACUAGAAUACUAGAUUAUAUAUUAUAUACAUGUCUACCGUUAUCCCCCAAACUAAUCUUAUUUUUUAGACAUCUGUAAAACUUAUGAUUGUAACCCCAACUGAGUUUAUUUAAUGGUUCUAUUGAUCCGUGGAGAUUCGAUUGCGUGAAUCGUGCGGGUGAAAGGCAGCUGGCGUGCAUAAGGAUAUACAUUUAUCAAUUUUACCGAUAUUCAAAAUAGAAAAUAUUAAAAUUA
Messenger RNA from Drosophila elegans, 2751 nucleotides. Its product is annotated as T-complex protein 11-like protein 1. The record is from RefSeq and is a predicted model, not a curated record. Bases 493 to 1977 code for a protein of 494 amino acids. The transcript has 6 exons. Gene Ontology annotation, biological process: signal transduction. Lineage: Eukaryota; Metazoa; Arthropoda; Insecta; Diptera; Drosophilidae.